Messenger RNA from Aedes albopictus (Asian tiger mosquito), 698 nucleotides. RefSeq names its product NADH dehydrogenase [ubiquinone] 1 beta subcomplex subunit 5, mitochondrial (gene ND-SGDH). The transcript has 2 exons. Lineage: Eukaryota; Metazoa; Arthropoda; Insecta; Diptera; Culicidae. The record is from RefSeq and is a predicted model, not a curated record. Bases 51 to 617 code for a protein of 188 amino acids.
GAGGGACGUCAAACGUCAAAAACCCCCCCGUCAGAAUCAGACGUACGAAAAUGGCGAUCUGGAGCUCACUUGCACGUUCCGCUCAGGUUUCAACCCAGUUUAAUUCCCUGGUGCGGAAUCCGGUGCUGCUCACGGCAACGAAAAAUGCACUUGUGCAGAGUCGCUCGAUGGCCGGACACGGUCCGAAGAUGUUCACCAUCACGCCGUCCCGGUUCCAGUGGCACAAGUUCAAGGAUAUGUUCCACAUGUACAUCAUGGUCGGUUUAAUUCCGGUUUUGGCCGUUGUUUUCUACGCGAACGUUUUCGUCGGGCCGGCUCAGCUGACGGAAUGCCCGGCUGAUUACGAACCGAAGCACUGGGAAUACCACAAGCAUCCGAUUACGCGCUUCAUUGCCCGCUACAUGCUAAACAAUCCACAACAGGACUACGAAAAGAUGCUGCACCAUCUGUACGAGGAGAACGAAAAGUCGCAGAUGUUGGCUCUGGAGGCUAAAAUCCGGGCGAAGAUGGCCGAACGACACGACUACCAGUCGUAUUACUACCGCCCGGCCAUCGGAAAGUACCACCGGGUGGCGAAGGAAGCGGCCGAUCACCUCGAAUCGAUUCGAGGCGAUUAAACGGGGGAAUCACGAGUGUUGGAUGGAAAUGUAGAGUCGAAGCAGUUAAUAUUGUCGAUAUGAAUAAAUUGAGCUCCUAAA